Cercopithifilaria johnstoni is the source of this 942-nucleotide messenger RNA. Lineage: Eukaryota; Metazoa; Nematoda; Chromadorea; Rhabditida; Onchocercidae. The record is from the annotation of a GenBank genome assembly.
AUGGUAUUGAAAAAAGUUUGGAUUAUUCCACUUCUCACAUCUUUCUUAAGCAUUUCUGCUUUUAUCACAUCUUAUUGUAUAGCUGUUUCAAAAAAACAUGUCACAGGAUUUUGGCCAUAUAUUAGUGACAGCGGUACAUUACCUCCAGAAAGUUGUAUUUUCGGACAACUGCUCAAUUUGUCCGCUGUUUUCUUCGCAAUAACUGCAUAUUUAAGGCAUCGACAACUUAUUGAAUAUUAUUGGCAUCAUUUAAAACAGAAAGAUGGAAAUUGGCGGAAUUAUUGCACGAUAUACUUAUGGUUUGGAUAUUUUUCAGCAUUUGGUGUCAGUUUAAUCGGCAAUUUCCAAGAAAUGAAUUUUGUCAUAAUUCAUUAUAUUGGAGCGUUGUUGGCUUUUGGAUGUGGUUUGGUAUAUACUUGGGCCCAGACUAUCUUCAGUUAUCGAAUGAGACCUAGACUUGCAAGAGCUAUAGUACCACAUUGUCGCCUAUUUUUAUGUUGUUUAUCUACCGCUCUCUUCAUCAAUGUAGGAAUAUUUGGGACAAUACUUGGCCAACAACCAAAAGAUUGGCUUAACUGCGAUCAACUUUAUAAAUGGACACCUGAUAGUCCACAUUAUGUGGAACAUACGAUUGCUACCUGUUCGGAAUGGCUGCUAGCAAUUUGUUUCGAAUUUUAUAUUCUUACUUUUGUAAUCGAAUUUCGGAGUGCAAGCUGUCAUGCACCAAAGCUUAAGCUCAAUCUGGAUACACUUUAUGAAAAUCAUCAAUUUAAUGCUGAUACUGCUGAUAAAAGCAAUCUGACUCAUACUGAAUGUAAUAAUAUAAAUGGAUGCAAUAAUGGUCGUACAAUUAGUAUCUUUAUACCAAUUGAUUUCAAAAACAAUAUCAAUGAUUUAUGCUGUAAUAGUGAUAACAGCAACAGAGAGCUAAUUUUUAAAUAA